CACAGGAGGCAUCAUUUUGGUGGCAAGACACACAACUUAGCGCAGGAAGGACGGCCGAACUACUCGCGGUUACCUCUAUACAGUACAGAAAAUAAGCUGACCAAGAAAAAGUUUUUCCUUCCUCUUGGCGUGUGUCGCGGAAAAUAGGAAAAAAAUCGCGUUCGACCGUGUCAUCUUCCGAGGUGUCGUGUAUUGGAGUAGAUCGGAAAAUUUUGUGGAAAGUUUUCGUACAAUCCGUCGCUCGGGAGCGAAGAAGCGUUUAAUUUUUUGCAAAAAUCAUCCCCGUCUGUCGCCGUGCGUGUAUGUGGUGAGAGAGUUUGCGUUUUUUGGGGCCGCCGCAACCGAGAAAAGGCGAGCGAAGAUUGCCUUGCCAGCCAACCAGCACCAGCAGUAGUAGAAGAAGAAGAAAAUGUGAUUUCUUUCGAGCGCGAGCAUUUUUUCGUCUUCGUCGUCAAGAUAUUUUUUUUUUAUUUAUCAGCAAAUUUGGUUUCAUUUUGGUGAUUUUCGCGUGUAGUUGAUGUACUCGUAAUCGUAGUGUGGAGUGCUUGCAGUUCAUCUGUAUUCCGAUAAAGUCUUGAGCAGAAGGUAGUGCUUGCAAGCCUAGGAAAAAUAAUCCUUCGUCGUCGGAACUCAACCCGCUGGAAGAGGGAACCGUGGCUGGGCGAAAGGAUAACGCCGGGAGCAGUGCUGGUGGACGAUGCCAAUGUUGUCUCAAUUUCAAAUGAACUUUCGUGCGUUCCUAGUGUUAGCAUCGAAAAUAUGGACCUGCAUCUGUUACAUGUUCAACCGACAGGUUAGAGCGUUUGUACAGCAUCAACCGGUGAAAUAUGAACUAUUCCCGCUGUCGCCGGUGUCCCGGCACCGGCUCGGCAUGGUCCAGCGCAAGACCCUGGUGUUGGACCUGGACGAGACGCUGAUCCACUCGCACCAUGACGCGAUGCCACGGAACACGGUGAAACCCGGCACGCCGCACGACUUCACCGUCAAGGUCACCAUCGACCGGCAUCCGGUGCGGUUUUUCGUGCACAAGCGGCCCCAUGUGGACUACUUUUUGGAUAUUGUAUCGCAAUGGUACGAUCUAGUCGUUUUCACCGCCAGUAUGGAAAUCUACGGCGCUGCGGUCGCCGAUAAGCUUGACAAUGGUCGCAACAUUCUGAAGCGUCGCUACUACCGACAGCACUGUACGCCGGACUUUGGCUCGUACACCAAGGACCUGUCGGCAAUCUGCGGCGAUCUGAACAGAAUAUUCAUCAUCGACAACUCACCCGGUGCGUAUCGGUGUUUCCCGAACAAUGCAAUACCAAUCAAAUCCUGGUUCUCGGACCCGAUGGACAUCUGCCUGCUGUCACUGUUACCUCUACUAGAUGCGCUAAGGUUUACCAACGACGUACGGUCAGUGCUGUCGCGGAAUCUACACCUACACCGUUUGUGGUAGCAG
This is a messenger RNA of Ochlerotatus camptorhynchus, 1438 nucleotides long. RefSeq names its product CTD nuclear envelope phosphatase 1 homolog. Bases 698 to 1435 code for a protein of 245 amino acids. The record is from RefSeq and is a predicted model, not a curated record. Gene Ontology annotation, molecular function: phosphoprotein phosphatase activity. The transcript has 4 exons. NCBI's taxonomy places the organism in Eukaryota, Metazoa, Arthropoda, Insecta, Diptera, Culicidae.